AUGACGCAAAGAACGCCCAACGGCACCAACGGCGCGCACGAUGAAGACGGGGAAUUCAGCUACCCCUCCCCCAACCCACCACACCCCUACAAAGUCCUCAACCAAUACCACUCCAAACCAAGCAAGCUACGCGUGGCAUGCGUCGGCGCCGGCGCCUCAGGGCUAUGCCUAGCAUACAAGAUGGAGCGCAUGCUGGAGCCAUCCUCCUGGGAACUGACGCUGUUCGAGAAGAACCCGCAUUUCGGAGGGACCUGGUACGAGAAUACAUACCCGGGCGUGGCGUGCGACAUCCCGUCGCACCUGUACACGUUCUCGUUUGACCCGAACCCCAACUGGUCGCAUUAUUUCGCCUACGGUGGUGAGAUCCAGCGGUAUUUUGAGGGGUUUGCGGAGCGGUUUGGGCUGAGACGGUAUAUGAAGUUGGAUACGCGGGUGGUGGAGUGUCGGUGGGAUGAGAGGGAUGGGGUCUGGAAUAUCACGCUGGAGGAUACGAAGACGAAAGAGAGCUGGAGGGACUGGGCGCACUGCGUCGUGAAUGGGACGGGGAUUCUCAACUCGUGGAAGUGGCCUGAUGUUGAGGAGCUGGGGGAGUUCGAGGGGCCGAAGAUGCAUUCUGCGGCUUGGGAUCAUAGCGUGAACUUCCGGGACAAGGUUGUUGGUGUCAUUGGGACGGGGUCGACGAGCGUGCAGAUUGUGCCGGAGCUGCAGAAGGUCUGCAGGCAGGUGCAGGUCUACAUGCGGAGUCCGACCUGGAUCAGUCCGCCGUUCGGUGCGACUGCGCUGACGAAGGAUCUUCGGCAUGGCGUCGAUGCGGAUCCUGGAAGUCGGCAGUACACGUUUACGGAAGACGACAAAAGGAAGUUUAGAGAGGACCCCGAGUAUCAUCUUGCGUUCCGCAAGGGCAUCGAGGCGGAGAUCAACGGGCUGUUUGGGAUGUACCAGCAGGGCUCGGAGCUGUCCAACAGUUUCCGACAGAACAUCACCGACGAGAUGAUUCGGCGCAUGGGGCCCGGGCAUGAAGAGCUGAAGUCGUUUAUCAUCCCCAAGUUUGCUCCGGGCUGUCGUCGGAUCUCACCGGGGGACGGUUAUCUGGAAGCCCUGGUGCAGCCCAAUGUCCAGCCCAUCUUCGGAGACAUUAAGAAAGCCACCAAGAACGGACUUAUAACGGCCAGUGGAGUCGAGCAUAAGAUGGACAUCCUUGUCUGUGCCACCGGGUUUAAUGUAGCGUUCAAGCCUGCGUUCAAGGUGAUCAACGCCGAGGGGAAAAGCAUACAGGAGGACUGGGGAGAUGGCGUCAACAUGUACUUCGGAGUCUCUGCCCCAAGGUUUCCCAACUACUACACCAUCGUCGGCCCCGGCGCAACCUGGUCGAGCGGAACCUUACUGCCGUCAAUCGAAACAACAGUCGAAUACAGCGUCAAAUGCAUGCAGAAGAUGCAGACCGAGACCAUCAAGUCCAUGUCCGUCAAGCAAGAGGCGCUCGACGACAUCUACGACCACUUCGACGAGUACCACAAGACCACCGUCUGGCAGGAGGACUGUCGCUCGUGGUUCAAGGACGGCAAGCUCAAGCAGCGCAUUUACCUGUGGCCCGGGCCUACGGUGCACUUCCUUAAAACCAUCAAGGAUCCGAGGUUUGAAGACUACGACAUCACGUAUCGAUACCGGAACAGAUUUGCGUUCUUGGGGAAUGGGACUGUCAAGGCUGGGGUUAAGCAAGAUGCGUUGGGGCUGGCGACGUAUGUCCGCAACAGUGACCAUGAGUGGGCGGUUGCUUGA
This is a messenger RNA of Aspergillus mulundensis, 1779 nucleotides long. Its product is annotated as flavin-containing monooxygenase. The record is from RefSeq and is a predicted model, not a curated record. Gene Ontology annotation, molecular function: flavin adenine dinucleotide binding; N,N-dimethylaniline monooxygenase activity; NADP binding. The transcript has 2 exons. The coding region runs from base 1 to 1779 and encodes 592 amino acids. Lineage: Eukaryota; Fungi; Ascomycota; Eurotiomycetes; Eurotiales; Aspergillaceae.